Molecule: messenger RNA, 1104 nt
Organism: Drepanopeziza brunnea f. sp. 'multigermtubi' MB_m1
Lineage: Eukaryota; Fungi; Ascomycota; Leotiomycetes; Helotiales; Drepanopezizaceae
Source: RefSeq, a predicted model, not a curated record
AUGAAUGUGAAUAUCACAACGCAUGCGGUUUCUCAAUGGCUAGCUAGCUUACGUCGUCAUCAUUGCUGGGAAGGUAUUUUCUCUUCAUUACAACAACAACAACGACGACGACCACGACGACCACGACGACCACGACGACCACGACCACGAUCACCACCACCACCACGCAAAAGCCACGCACGCAAUGACACCACGAACCCGAUCGCAAUCCGGAGGGAAACCCCCAAAAGCCAUGCUGCCGGUCCAAGCCCACCACACCUCUCUCAAGAAACAACAACCAUCCCCUCCACCACGGAAAUCCAAGAAGCCCCCUCCUUCGCGGUCGACAGUGAUGAUCCCCAUCCCGCAACCAUCGACGGCCUCACUCACCACCACCCACCCUCGUCUCCUCCCUCCCCUCACCACUCUCGUCGUCCUCGCCCAGCCCCUCACCCGCCGCCUCUCUCCCGAGCAAGGCAGCCUCUCCCCGCGGCCCCCCCUCCCCCCCUCCAGGUCGCGCAAGACGCUCCGCGGCCACCGCUCCGUCGCCUGGAGCAAAGACCGGGUCGAGGCCCACCACCGCCCGGGCUUCGAGGCCGCGCCGCGCGCGCAGCCCCGGUGGCGGGAGAACCUCGCCGAGCGGCUGGCGGACGCGCCCGAGGAGAAGGAGGCCUACCUGGCGCAGCUGAGGAGUCUGAGGGCGCUGCAGCGGAAGCUGGAGUGCUGGAGGCUGGCUACCCAUGGUAUUCCGUUACUGACUUUUUGGCGGGGGGGGACUCAGGUGGGAAUGAGAGGCUGGAAGAAGUGGAACCGGAGGCUCCUCCGCGACAAGCGGGUAGUGCGCAGUCUCGAGCGAGGCGAGCGGCUCGACAGCGGCAUGAAACCGUGGGAGAUGAGCCAGGUGUGGAAGGCGAGCGGUCUGAGGCUGGAGACGAAGGCCGGAGACGGAGGCGGAGACGGAAAUGGAGACGGAGGCGGAGACGGAAAUGGAGACGAAGGCGGAGACGGAAAUGGCGAUCGAAACGGAGAUUUCCACUUGAGCGAUUCAUGAUCUAUGUAUGGUCUGUGGAGGGAUCCGGCGUGGGGGGCCAGGGGGUGGAAAAGAGCUCUCGGGGUGGAUGGUGA